CAGGAAUCCUAUUGCCCUGGUUUCUGGCUGCUUUGAAAAACAUUUGGGAAAACAAGAACCCCUGCAUUAUAUUUCACAACUCAUUUAGUGUAUUUGGACAGCUCAUGCGAAGGGGAGACACUACAGAGUCUGCUGCAUUCUGAGUUAUUGUCAUCAGAGGCUAACAAUUCAUACAAGACACCCAAAGACUUCAGAGUUCAGGUUGUAUGCUGUGUUCCCACUAAUCCACUUGCUGCCAAGGGGAAAUGUUUAAGAGGCUGUCCAAGCAGCUCAUACAAGAGCUGGACUCAGAUGGGAAGCUGAUUCCUGUGACCAGUUUGGCACAUAGCGAUAGCUUCCGGCCUCUUUCCUUGGUGACCAAAGAGCACUCCAGGUUUCCGUGGCAUACCCGAAAGUAUUCCCCAACUGCAUUCAAGCUGAGAGAUAUAUUGCAGGACGGAGCAACGAUGGAGAUAGAGCUGAAGCACUCUGAACCACUCUUGUUUUCUGCAAACACAUGCCAUAAAUCCAGUGCAAGGGUAAACCUUAAGAUUCAUUAUGCACAAGUGGAAAUUAGUGGCUUGGGUUCAACAUGCUCAACUGCCUCUCCAGUAUAUGUGAAGAAGACCUAUGUGGACAUCAGGGAGUUGUGGACAACGGAGACAUCCCUCGGCUUUAUCCAGCAAGUUUACCCUAAACUGCAAUUCUACAUUGUGACGGAAGCCUUUGAGAUAACAGACUCACUUCUGGUAGAAGAGACCAUGCAAGUAGGAGGCAAGGGAGAGGUUAUUGUGGCAGAGUUACUUCAGAUUCAGGGUCUGAACACAAGAGUGAAAAAGAGAUCGGUGUUAAUUCCCCGAGGCACGGUGAUGGCCUAUGGGGUUGAAAAGCUCCAGACGCGUGAGGAAGACCUUGUUAUCUCCUGCCCAAGGUUUCAAACAAAGUUGGCUUCUUUGCUUGCUUAUAAUGAAUUCCAGGACGAACUGGGCUCCUCACUUACAGGUGUCCAGCAAGUCAAAAAUGCUGUUAAGGAGGCAUAUGAGCCAUUGAUAUAUCUCAGCCAGGUCACAAAAAAGAAUCUUCUGGAAUCCUUUGGGAUAUUGUUUCAAGAUGGAGAUAUUCCCUCCACUGUUCAGUCAGUGCUGGAACUUUCUAUGGUGGGGGACAACGUUGAUCGCUCCAUGUUGGAAUCAUUGAAUGAAGAAUUUCGGCCUUCAGUGGAAAUGUUGCUGUCUAACUUAGGGGUUUUCCCAGAAACGGAGAAAGGAGAGAGCCAAAGAGACCUCUGGGGACCAGUGCUCUUCUUUUGUUCAUCAAUAGAUGACUUGGACUAUGAGAUGCUGCCUCUGUUGGAGACCAUUAUGGAGAAGAAUAUGAUGGCCAAACAACUGGAGAUGAUGGAUAGCAUACUGGAGUGGAUUCUUUCUGGUGAUGAAGGUAGUGUUUUCACUCUCCCGUUCCAUUCCCAGAUGGAUGAAGAAGCUGAUCUAACAGCAGAGGCACUGCAAACCUGUGGUCUGGAUUUAGAAGCAGGGGAAACCUCUAUCACUUGCCUGUGGAAUAAUAAAGCCCUCUCAGAACUGGCUGCUUUUUACUCCAGUUUGUAUGUCCUGCUGAUCUUAAGUGGGUGAAGGGGAAAGGAAAACAUAUUUCAAAAAGAUUAUACUCUCCUGCUGGACCUUGGACUCAAUGGUAAAAUCCAGCAUGGUGCUUACUGCUUCCACUGUUUUGAGCCUAUUUGGUUCCAUGUUACCUGAGGGGUCAUUAAGAUGGUGAAAAUAAUCCAGGAUGAAUCCAGCUUGAAUCUCGGUUGUUCACAUGCAUCUUGAAUGCACCCGAUUAAGUGGGGGGGGGGGGCUGCCAAAACCUUCACUUGAUCUGGGAUAAUCGAUAUCGGAUUUCUGCCCGAGUUUUUUUUUAUAAAAAAGAUUUGCACUGUCAGUAAUGUAAAUAACUGAUGCAAAUAGAACUGAAUAGACUCGGGAUAAAACUCUGCAUGCCUUGAACAAUCUCAGUUGAUUCCCUCUUUAUUUGAAUGUUUGCAUGAGUGAGCAAAUUGUCACACUAAAAAAAUGACAUCUGAAUGACCCUUGAUGAGACCUCUUAUUUUCCUGUUAAGGGUCCGGGUGAUCAAAAGAUCAUGGGAAACAAGAAGCAGUUUGUAUGUAGUUCAUGGAAGAUAUUUUGAAGUUUAGGAGAUGUUUGUCCUCCCUUAUCAAUCUCAUUUAUCAUAUUUGGAAGCUGUAUCUAUGUGUCUGACAUGCUGGCCUAGAUUCCAAGUUAGAUUCUAAAAAUUAAAAUGAAAGAUAGGAUGCUUCUUUGUGGCAGCUAUUAGAAAGGAGGCAUGCUUGUCCAAGGUAUGUCUCAUGAUAUUGUCUCUUCAUUAAUAAGUAGAAGUUGCCCCUGAUUUUAAUAGGGAGGACUGCUGGAAGGUAGAUAACAAAGAUUGUCUUCUGGACUUCAGGACUUGUAGGAAUGGGUGUGUGAAAUGCUGUUAUGUAGUUUAGUAAAGGGGAAAAGGGCUCAUUUCCCUUAUCUCAAUAUUGACUGUGGUGUAGAAAUUUUUCAUGCAUCUCGCUAUUUCACACCAUGUUUCAUGCUAAUUUUCAAAGCCAUCAUUUUAAGAGAUACACGCUCCUGUUGAAGCUUAGGGGUACCUACAAUCCUGUAUUAUUUUAAACUUUUAAGAGAUAAUUUAAUCUCCCAUUUUAACAAUUACUUUAAAGUUCAGUUAUAAUGUUUACAGCAUAAGACAAUCUACUGAAUAAUAAGAGUAAGUUUGAACAUAUUAAUGUGUACCAAAGUGUUAUUGCUAAUCCAGUUGCAUAUUCCUACUAUGAGUUGCCCCUGUGGAUAGUGAACUGUAAUUACUAGAUCAUGACUGAGUAAUUAUACAAUAUUAUUUUCCUAUAAAAAUGACAAAAAAGAAGAACUUUGGGCCCAUCCUAUGAAAAAACUUGGACCUGGGGAGAAGAAAAAAACUCCUCUUUAAUGGAAAUACUACAAAAUGUGGGACCAUUGUACUGGCUUUCUCUUGGAUUUGCCAUUCAAAUGUAAUCUUUAUUUCUAAAUAGUACUAUAAAAACAUACAUCUUAAACAUCCUGGCAAGAUCACAAGAGUGAUUUUCUACUCCUGAAAAUGUCCUGAAGAGAGGGUAGAUAUGCCGUAGCACAGUUCCAAAUAGAGAAUAAACUUUGAAAUUAAAGGAGUAAACUGUGAACAUUAAGAUGCUUUUGUGUGAGAGGGAUUAUCCUUGGAAAGUUGUGUUAUUUUAUUCUUGCUUUGUGAUGUAGACAAAGUUAUUGCUUUGUAUUGUUUUAAUAUUUAUUUUCUGUCAUGGUGGACCUGACCUGAUCCGCCACAACAAACUGUCCUACCUAGACAAGUGGAGAGGGAA
Molecule: messenger RNA, 3377 nt
Organism: Sceloporus undulatus (fence lizard)
Lineage: Eukaryota; Metazoa; Chordata; Lepidosauria; Squamata; Phrynosomatidae
Product: gasdermin-D-like
Exons: 12
Coding region: 246-1610 (454 amino acids)
Source: RefSeq, a predicted model, not a curated record